This is a messenger RNA of Mangifera indica (mango), 829 nucleotides long. RefSeq names its product histone H1-like. Gene Ontology annotation, cellular component: nucleosome; nucleus. Bases 64 to 684 code for a protein of 206 amino acids. The record is from RefSeq and is a predicted model, not a curated record. Gene Ontology annotation, biological process: nucleosome assembly; chromosome condensation; negative regulation of DNA recombination. NCBI's taxonomy places the organism in Eukaryota, Viridiplantae, Streptophyta, Magnoliopsida, Sapindales, Anacardiaceae. The transcript has 2 exons. Gene Ontology annotation, molecular function: structural constituent of chromatin; double-stranded DNA binding; nucleosomal DNA binding.
CCCUAAAUCCAUUUCCCUCCCUCACCCAUUUCAAAUUAAUAGUUCUGCAUUUUUCAGAUUGCAAUGGCUCCCGUCACCGCGAAGACACGCAAGGAAGGAACUGAAAAGGCAAAGAAAGCGGCAUCAGCUCCGAAGAAACUCAGGGCCCAUCCUCCUUACUCUGAGAUGAUCAACGAGGCGAUUACUGCUUUGAAAGAGAGAACCGGCUCGAGCCAGAUCGCGAUUGCGAAGUUCAUCGAAGAGAAACAGAAGGCUAAUCUCCCUAACAAUUUUAAGAAACUGUUGCUUGUUCAAUUGAAGAAACUUGUUGCCGAUGGCAAGCUCGUCAAAGUCAAGAACUCCUUUAAGCUCCCGCCUAAGAGUUCUUCUACCAACGCGGCCGCCUCUGUAGCCAAGAAUUCGACAAAGGCCUCGGUCAAAUCCUCUGCCGUCGAAAAGAAACCGACAACUGCCUCGAUCAAAGCCGCCUCAAAUAAGGCGACUCUUUCCUCCGCCAGCUCCGUCGCCAAAAAGCCGAAAUCUGCCUCCACAAAGCCUGCCGCGAAGAAGUUGAAGACGACCAAAGCAAAAGAAGUGGCGGUGAAGUCGCCAGUGAAGAAGGUGGCAGUUGCGGCAAAGGCGAAGAAGCCGAAGAGCAUAAAGUCACCAGUUAAGAAGGCGGCGGCGAAGAAAGGGAAGAAAUGAGUGGCUUGUUUGUUUGUUUGUAGUGGUAGAUUUGUAAAUUUGUUGACGAUUCAGGGUUUGUUUAGGCAUUGAUGUAUAGCUUCGGCUUGGUUUGAAAUCAUUGUUUGACAGGAAUGCUAAUGCAGUUGGAUUGAAUUUACCGUAA